GCAGCAGCGCCGCGCUGCGGACGGCGCAGUCGAGGCUGCGAUCGUCCGCUUUGCCGUGCUGCCCGGUUCUCGACAGAGUGCGGCGCCGCGCUACGGUUCCGCGGCCGCUUUGCUGCCCGGAGGUGAAGCGAGGGAAUUCAGCGGUCGGUUCGUCCCGAACUCGAGGCCAGAGACCCAGAACAGGCUGCUCAAAUCAGCGGAGUCAUCGCGACGCGCGAAGCUACGCUGGAAGCGGCCAAUUGGAGAGGCGUCCCCGAUGGCCAGCAACCUGGCACCAGGGCUGAAAGAACCCUAACGGCCAUGCUUCGGUGACGUUCCCCGUGCGAGCACUUCCGCCUACUUCCUCCCCAGCCUCCCGGAUCCCCGUCCCGGCCCUUCCGGCCCUUCCGGCCCUUCCGGCCCUUCCGGCCCUUCCGGCCCUCCCGGCCCCCUCGUAGCCCAGCGUAGCCGGAGCGUCGUGGGCCAGCGACUCGAAGACCCGCGCGUUCGGGAGGUCCACAUCGGGUAGCACUCUACGCACACCAUCCAGGCGAUGGCGGCUUCGGCGCUGAAAAAGCUGUUCCGCACCGACCGGCACCGGCUGAGUACGUCCGGUAACAGCCACAACAGCCACAACGAUCUCGGUCCCAAAAAGAAGAAGGAGAGCGGCGAGGGCGGGAGCCGAGCCCGGCUGCUGGGUCUCUGCGCGGGUGCGGGGAAGGCAGGCCACGCGGCUCAGGGCCAGGGAGGCCAGGGCAGUGCGGCGGCCGAGACGGCGGGCUCCGCCGAGGCGCCGACGGCCAAGGCGACGCCGGGACCCAAGGCGUCCAAGGCGACGGGUUCCUCGAGCGCCGGUGCGUCGUCGCGGGCCCUGACGCUGGCACGCAGUCCCCGGCACCGGGUGGCGCCGUGCUCCCAGCAGGCGGCCGUGCGUGCCCGCCGGCUCAUGCGCGAGUUCCACGAGAUCCGGCGCCAGCAGGGCCGCGGCCAGGCGCCCUCUUUCACCGUGGACCUGGUCGACGACAACCUGUACGAGUGGCACGUGCGCCUCUACCAGGUGGAUCCGGAAAGCCCGCUGUGGCGAGACAUGCAGGACUGCGGCGUGUCCUGCGUCCAGCUUAGCGUCUCGUUCCCGGACAACUUCCCGUUCGCGCCGCCGUUCGUGCGCGUGCUGGCACCGCACAUUGAGCGCGGCUUCGUCAUGGAAGGCGGCGCCAUCUGCAUGGAGCUGCUGACGCCGCGAGGCUGGGCGUCCGCCUACACUGUCGAGGCCAUCCUGGUCCAGGUGGCUGCGUCGCUUUCUAAGGGCCAGGCUCGCAUCGCCACAAAGCCAGGGAAGCAGUUCAACCGGAAGUUGGCCGAGUCCUCUUUCCGGAGCCUGGUCAAGACUCACGACAAGUACGGCUGGGUGACGCCUCCCCUGGCCGACGGCUAGGCUCUCCCGCACGAGCGUGCCGGUGGGCGGUUGCCAUACGAGGAACUGCGCUGGACGCUGGCCGACGGUGGGCCCGAUUCUCUUCGUGCCAUCGCCCCGACACCUCACGCUUCACACUGCUCUCUGAACAUUCUUUGUUAACUUCCUUUCUAAAUGCUAUACGGGCGUUUGUGUUUUGUUCUUGUUAUCAUUAUUAUGACGUCAUCAUCACGACGGAAUACCUCCUUAUGUGCUCUCCACUUCGCUGUGUAGAUUCGAUUUUAAGUAACAAGACAGUCACCGUUUACAGUAUUGUGAACAGUACAAAACUAGAACGAACCGGUUUUUUCUUCUUCCCAAUUUUCGAUGAAUCCUUUAGUUGGGGUUACUUUAAAGCCUAGACUUAAUGAACCAUCGAGCAGCAGUUACUUCCUCAUUUCGUGACCAAAACUCGCAGCCACUUGUGUGUUGCUGUUAUAACGUGUUCCUAUCUCUCAUUUGGGCCGACUGUGCAGUGAUGCAUGCUUGGUACGCGAGGCGAUGUCUGAUCUCCUCUAAAUUUGUUCCCUCCUCGUCUUGUCUUUCCAGGUGAACAGUGAGGAUUAAUGGGUGCUAGUCAGGACAUUUCCAGCAAGCUGCUUCUGUUUUUCUUGCAUUUACGUGAUCGUGUAUGACUCAUUCAUUGCGACUCAAGCCCCAUCAUUCACCGAGCAACAUCGUCGCGGUGUGUCCCCCUCAAGCGCGUUGCGUCUUCCUUGGCGGUGACUUUGCUCUAGGUGCUAUUUUUCUCUUUGACAACGCGGCUUCAUGUUUGCGGGUCUGUAUGUAUGUGCGUCUCGGAAGGAAAGAAAAAAAAAAAAAAAACCUCCACGGUUUCACGAAGGAUAGUGUGUCGAUUGUUUCUUGUUAAGUCUGCUUCUAAAAUGUCCAGACAGGAUUCGGGAAUUCUACGCGGGGUUUGAGGAUAUUUCUGAAAGGACGUGAUUCCGAUUGUUGUGUUACGUAUUUACGCGGGAACCAAGCGGCAAGUCGAUCUACGCAUUACCGCGAAGACGAAAGAGGGGAUCACGUACAUUACCGCCAGGUGGUCGGCUGUUGCUUUACUGCUGAAUUUUAUUUGUCGGUAUUUCGUAAACGGUAAUGCGUGUUUUCACGGCAGUUUCUAGUUAAUAACAAAUUUAGAAAAAGAAAAAUUGUUAGAACUUAAUGCGUUAGUAUAAUACAGGUUAAUGCAUCACGUCAACUCCACAUUUUAUGAGCUCGCCAUACUCGCCAUGUGAGUAUGGCGAGUAUGUUCGUUGAAUCUCCCGAAGGCUCUUUCUAAAAUAUGACACGUGUAAAUAUUUUCUUUUUUUCUUUUUGGCGAGACGACAAGGAGGUCGAACUUUCGGGAACGAGUUUCGUGGUCACGAGCUGAUCACGGACGUUACCGUUUGAGGGGAAGCAACCGCGGCUUACAGCAUGCUUCGCUCAUCUCCAUUCACAACUGUAACCGGAAUUUUUCGCUUUAAGUAUACCGACAUAACCCGCGUUUUUUUUUUUUUUCUUGAAGUUUUUUUAUAUCACGGUGACUCGGGACCGUAAAGAGGAUGCGGCAAAAUUUACCGCGACUCAUUUCUCUUCACAUUUGCGGUCACGCAGUUAGUGAUAUAUUGCGAAUCCGCCGCCAAGUCCUGCUCCUUUUCCCUCUCCAUAUCGUACCACGUGUAAUUAUUCUGCAGCGAUUCUAAACCUGCCCAUAACACUUCUUUAAAAAAUAAAAACUUACUGAGGCAUUGUAGAAGUGUCAUGCUCCCGUCGUUAGCUCCGUUUGAGGCAGCUAUCCCACGGACCUUUUCCUGCCUAGAUCUUUACAGUAACGUCCAGUAAUGUAUACUACAUGAGAAUGACGGUACAGAAUGAUCCACGUUUGCUCAACGCCAAGUAUUCGAGCCUCGGCUGUUUUCCGACGCGAAUGCCUCUUGUUUCUUUCCUCCACUCCUCUCUCAAGUUCGUGCGGGCAAACGAAUUUUAUCCCAUCUGAACUUGGGCGCCGCCCGCGUCUGUGGUUGACGAAUCACUACUGCUCACGCCAGCGAAGCGAAAGAGACACCCACCCCGUUGAAAUGACAAGCUUGUCGUGCCACUGUGUUCCUCCCCUCCCGACCGAAUCCCCGCCUGGCAUUCCCCGUUCGGGAAGGCGAGCACGUGGCCCUUUGCUGCGCGUUCGCGGCCAAUGCCGUCCUUUUGUGAAUACAGACGAUUGUUUCGCGAAAUGAUCUUUCAUCGAAUGAAUCCCUGCUCUGUACAUACAUAAAAGACGAGUUGCGUGUGCCGCGCACUUGCGGUGUUCAUUAAUGUGCGUCCGUGUGUCUCUCGAAUGUUCGGAUAAUAAAGAUUAUUCGUUACUUAA
This is a messenger RNA of Ixodes scapularis (black-legged tick), 3785 nucleotides long. RefSeq names its product ubiquitin-conjugating enzyme E2Q-like protein 1. Lineage: Eukaryota; Metazoa; Arthropoda; Arachnida; Ixodida; Ixodidae. The transcript has 6 exons. The record is from RefSeq and is a predicted model, not a curated record. Bases 533 to 1414 code for a protein of 293 amino acids.